GAACAAAUCUCUACGAAUCAUUCCGGAACAGUCCGGCUGUGUGGUCGUUGGUUUGAGUUCCAAAGUCCGCAACCGCAUCAUCUACGAUAAAGGCAAUUAGACUUAUAUUUAUCUACUAAUUGUGUCCCUCAAAAAGAGCUACGUAGUUGGCUCAGCGCCUCUGACCGUUGGUCACCAUAGUUACCGCGGGCUCUUUAAUUCAUUCUUCGACUUCAGUCAACCGUUGACUGAACAUCGGUAGUCAACGUUUGCGGCAUUAAAACAAUAAAAUAGUAAAUCUCUCAGCAGAUUAGGCUGGAUCGAGAUGUUGCAGUUAAUCCUGCUAUUGCCCCUUGCGAAUUACGUUCGGUGUGAACUUCCGGACAUCGCCUCAAGAUCCUUCAACAACAACAAUGACAUGUACGAUUACAUUGCCAAUAAUGAGACGGUAGCGGAAUUUGCCUUUCGAGAUCCGGACGUGGACUUACCCACGCCCGACCUAAUAAGACGCGCCGGGUAUUACGCUGAAGCUCAUGUAGUGCAAACUGCGGACGGGUAUUUAUUGACGCUGCAUCGGAUCCCAGGAAGUCUCGGGUCUCCGGUCGAAACAAACAAACCAUCUGUUAUAUUGCAGCAUGGACUUUUAGCGAGUUCCGCAGAUUGGGUGAUACCCGGAAAAGGAAAAGGGCUGGCGUACAUUCUCUCAGACCUGGGUUACGAUGUUUGGCUGGGAAAUGCACGUGGGAAUACUUAUUCCAGGGCCCACACUAACCUGUCGGUAUCUGAUUCAAAAUUUUGGAACUUUACUUGGCACGAAAUGGGUGUCUACGAUAUCCCAGCGAUCAUUGAGUACAUUACGAGUUACAAAAAAGAGCGCAGCCUUCUUUAUGUCGGGCACUCAAUGGGCACAACAAUGUUUUAUGUAAUGGCCUCCCAACGUCCUGAUGUCGCUAAUAAGGUGCGAGCGAUGUUCAGUCUCGCACCAGUGGCCUACGUUAAUCACCUGAAAAGUCCGAUUCGUAUCGUGGCUCCAUUCGCGCGGGAUAUCGAGUUGAUCGUCCAUUUUUUCGGUGCGGAUGAAUUCUUACCUCAAGGAUUCAUUCUGCGAUUCCUCGCCAAGUACGGAUGCGACGUAAACGUUUCGGAAGAGAAAAUUUGCGCCAAUUCUUUGUUUGUCCUUUGCGGAUUCGACAAGGAGCAAUUCAACGAUACCCUACUGCCGACCAUUUUGGGUCACACACCGGCUGGGGCAUCAACGAAAACUUUGAUACAUUAUGCCCAGGGGAUAAAUACGGGCCAAUUCCGGCAAUACGAUUACGGGGAGAAAAAGAAUCUCGAAAUUUAUCACAACGCUACACCGCCUGAAUAUGACUUAUCGAAGAUCCAGGUCCCCGUAGCGUUACACUAUUCCGAUAACGAUUGGCUCGCCAGCGUCACGGAUGUAGAUAGGCUCUAUCAAGCACUGCCGGUGAAAUUAGGGAAGUACAGAGUGAAUUUUCCGAAGUUUAAUCAUCUGGAUUUCCUUUGGGGAGUCGAUGCGCCGAAACUUGUUUACGAAAAACUAUUGUCGUUGAUGAAGAAAUAUAAGCAGGAAGUUAAGAAGAGGCGGUUUUAUGCCAGAAAUCAUUCGUUUGGAGCAAACAUCGCAAAUCACACGUCCUAUCCCUAACUGGGCGGUUUCAGCUCUGACGUCGCGAAGACUACCGUAUGUUCAAUAAUUUUGUAACGCCAAUGAGAAUCAUAAAUACAUGUAACUUUAUGUGA
Molecule: messenger RNA, 1743 nt
Organism: Athalia rosae (coleseed sawfly)
Lineage: Eukaryota; Metazoa; Arthropoda; Insecta; Hymenoptera; Athaliidae
Product: lipase 3-like
Exons: 7
Coding region: 305-1648 (447 amino acids)
Biological process (GO): lipid metabolic process
Molecular function (GO): hydrolase activity, acting on ester bonds
Source: RefSeq, a predicted model, not a curated record